Esox lucius (northern pike) is the source of this 2152-nucleotide messenger RNA. RefSeq names its product phosphatidylinositol transfer protein cytoplasmic 1b (gene pitpnc1b). The transcript has 11 exons. The record is from RefSeq and is a predicted model, not a curated record. Bases 745 to 1680 code for a protein of 311 amino acids. Gene Ontology annotation, biological process: phospholipid transport. Gene Ontology annotation, cellular component: cytoplasm. Gene Ontology annotation, molecular function: phosphatidylinositol transfer activity; phosphatidylinositol binding. NCBI's taxonomy places the organism in Eukaryota, Metazoa, Chordata, Actinopteri, Esociformes, Esocidae.
UAAGGACGGCUCAAAGGAAUUUUCAAGGGACUGAAAGUAGUAGAGGGCAGUGGAGGGAAAAGAGAAGAGUUAAAGAGCAAGGUUAUAUAUGAGCAAUCCAGAAAUCAACAGAAAGAUAAACAAAAAGGAAUAAACUAUAUUCAGGAGUACAUUUUAGUUUAAAUGUGUGCUUAAGUUACCUGUUGAUCACAGAGCAGAAGAAAGUGGAACAAAGAAAAACUAAGGUAAACAGAGAGAAUGAGACUGUAAAGAAGAGGGAUCGAGAGAAGAAAGACAGCUGAAUGUUGACCGAGGGAGUGAGGAGAUUCACUGGGAGAGAAACAAAAAGAGGAGAUAAAAAUAGAGUGAGAAGUGUUGAAAACAAGUAAAUACACAUUGACAGAGUGGACUGGACUUGACUCAAUGGAACACUGAGAUCGGAAAAAGAAAGCAAGAAAUAGGGAGCAGGACAGGAGGUUACUAAGGUUACGGCAGUGAAAAGUAGGUGCACCGUAAGACCGCUACAAAACGCUUACUACAGUAAGCAAGUAAGAGUGGGAAGUUAGGAAAAGAACACACAUACACGAUUGAACCAUGUUGGUGAAGGAGUACCGAAUAUGCAUGCCACUAACUGUGGAAGAGGUUAAGAUCUGAAUAAGGGAAACCCAGAUCUGUUCUCAAAGGCAUAUCUCACAGCCCAUAAAAGCAUCUGGUUUCUUGAUUACUUAACUGACUGCAAAGUAGUAUAAGAUAGGGCAGCUGUACAUGAUCACUAAACACAGUAGUGAGGAGAGUGAAGGAGGGGAGGGCGUGGAGGUGGUGCGGAACGAACAGGACGUACAUCCCAAACACGGCCCGGGACAAGUCACAGAGAAAAGGAUCUACCUCAGCAGUAAACUGCCAUCGUGGGUGAGAACAUUUGUCCCGAGGAUCUUCUACGUGACAGAGAAGGCCUGGAACUUCUACCCUUACACUCUAACAGGUCUGACAACCCGUCCGCCACGUGCACGCCUUUCCCACCUUGUGCAAAGUGUGCACUUGAUUCGUGUUUACUUGUUCUCAGAGUACUCAGUCUCCAUGCUUCCCAAGUUCAGUGUCUGCAUUGAGACCAGAUUUGAGAAUAACAAUGGUGACAAUAAUAACGUAUUUGGGGACACACCCACCCCUCCAGAGAGUGUUAAGCACCUGGAUAUCCUUGUUGAUCCUAUCCCUGACAAACACUACAAGGAGACAGAGGACCUGAGUCACUGGGUGUCUGCGAAGACCGGCCGAGGCCCCCUGGUGGAAGGGUGGAGGGAGUGCACCACCCCCAUCAUGUGCUCCUAUAAGAGGGUACAGUGCAGCUUUGAGGUCUACGGCCUCCAGGGCAGGACUGAGGACUUCCUGCACAGGAAUAUCCAGGACAUUCUACUGGUGGGACACAGGCAGGCCGUAGCUUGGACAGACGAAUGGCAUGGGAUGAAUUUGGAGGAUGUUAGAAAGUUUGAGCGACAGACACAGGAACAGACCAACCUCAAACUCAAAUCAACUCAGAACAACAACAUGGCAGCAGCAAGCAUUCGUCCUGCAUUCUCACGCUCCAUCUCGGUGACAGACGAGCUCUCUCUAAAGAAGAUGGGAGUGAAGACUUUGGCCCUGUCAGAGCCCUCCACCUCCACAACGCCUAGGAGUCCUGUCCGCCUUCAUUCUACCCCAGAGUAACAUGUCCAUACAUGAGUCCCUCUCUGCCUCAAAACUGAUGACAGUAACUACACUGCAGGAGAUCCUUUUAUACCGCAUUCAGCUUACAAAUGCACAUUAGAAAUUAAGCAUAUUAUAGUGUGUAUGUGGAGAAACACCUAGAACACAUCCCAGACUUCUGUCCAACUCCAUCUUCCUGCGGGAACUAUAUAACCCACGGAGAAGAUUCAGGGGUUUACUCACUGUUUCAUGGUGAGAACCCCCAAAUAUGGUGAGCCCAUGGCCCCCAAAUAAUAAUAUUUUAAUUCUGUAAUGCCUGUUAACAACUAUAAUAUUAGGUAAACAAUAGGCUACAGGGUUCCUACAAACAAUGGUAAAUGGAUUUAAGCACAUUCAAGGACACUAUUGCAAUAUUUAAUGGGCUUCAUUUUAGAUAUUGUUCUUGGCCAGUCAUUGAAUAAACACCCCUAAAACAGUGUCCAAACAAAUUAAA